Numida meleagris (helmeted guineafowl) is the source of this 3043-nucleotide messenger RNA. RefSeq lists its product as uncharacterized. Gene Ontology annotation, molecular function: lipid binding; metalloendopeptidase activity. Gene Ontology annotation, biological process: lipid transport; lipoprotein metabolic process. The transcript has 3 exons. The coding region runs from base 11 to 1708 and encodes 565 amino acids. Lineage: Eukaryota; Metazoa; Chordata; Aves; Galliformes; Numididae. The record is from RefSeq and is a predicted model, not a curated record. Gene Ontology annotation, cellular component: extracellular region; membrane.
AGCAUAGCUGAUGGCCACUGGAUCCCACGUGCGUUAUCAGUGCCAGACACAGCCCCUAUCAGUGUGUUGCUGCUGCCUGCUGCACCACUGCCCUCACAGUGCGCUGCCGGCUGCUGCUUCUCCACCAACCAUCCCGCGGCUGGGGCACUGCGUGGGUCAGGUUGGUAGGAACGCCGGGAGCUGGUGGAACCUGGAGGCGGGAGGUGGAGGGAUGUCCCAGGACAAAGCCACCCUGAUCCACACCAAGGUGGUGACAGGCAGCUGGUGCUGCGUGCUGCCCCGCGGUGAGGAUGUGUCGGAAGAGCUGAGCGAGGAGGAGAGCAGCAUCGCCCAGCGGGCGCAGCGCGUGGCACUGGAAGUGCUGGAGGAUGCGCUGCGCAAGGACCGCGUGCUGAUGAAGAACCUGAAGGACGUGGUGGUGCUGGCCAGGGAGGGAGGCGAGGGCUGGGUGGAGCGCUACGCCAUGCUGACCGCGCGGCUGCUGCAGAGCCUCAUUGUGCAGCUCCAGCAGGCCACCUUCCGCAAGAACCCAUGCAAGGCCGGCUCCUACGCCUACGUCAAGAAGGACGCGUGGGACCGCACCAUCUACCUGUGCCCGCUCUUCUGGCAGGCGCCCAGCGAGCUGCAGAAGGACUCGCAGCCCGGCACGCUGAUCCAUGAGGCCUCGCACUUCCUGGGCCUGCACGACAUCACUUAUGCCACGGCCAGCUUCAGGGCAGGUGGCGGCGGCACGGCCAUCUGCACCGAUGGGCAGAUGCCCAUCUCCGAGGCCCUGCGGAAGGCGCUGCUCAACGCCAACAGCAUCGAGUAUGAGUUCGAGAUCGUGCUGAGGCACCGGCAGCCCUAUUGGGGUGGCUGCUACGCCUGCUGUGGGGAGACGGCACGCAACUCCGUCUGCGAGAACGCGCUGCCCUGGGGCGGGCCAGCCUGCAGGCCCCAGAGCGUGGCCGCCAGCACCAUCGGGGACAUGGUGCAGCUGUCCCUGCUGCCCACCCGGGAUGCCAUGCGGAGGUGCCUGCGGGACAUGCGAAGAGUGGCAGAGGCCGUGGGCCAGUGCCAGCGGGCCGCACUGGUGGCCAACAUCACCGGUGGGGUGGUGAGCAUGGCAGGGGGAUUGGCAGCCAUGACCGGGCUGCUGAUGGCCCCUGCCAUGCUGGGCAAUGCGCUGCUGCUGGCGGCUGUGGGUUUCAGUGUGUCCACGGCUGGGAGCUUUACCAGCACCGCCGCCACUGUCAGCAGUAGUGUGGGCUGCGUGCUGAGGAAGGGUAAGGCUGAGAUGCUGCUGGAGAAGUUUGCGGCACAGGCUCGGGCGUUCACGGGCUGCCAGGAGGCUGUGGAGGGGGCACGGAGGCUGCUGAAGGCGCUGGGGCAGGAAGAGAGCCUGGAUGUCAUCCUGAGAGUGUUCCGGGUGGUGGUGGGGCUUGGGCGCAGCGUCUUCAAUGGCACCAGCGCCUUCAGAAUCAGCAGGGCGCUGGCAGGGGCCGGCCAUGCCACCAGCCUUACCGGGAUGGCCACCCAUGUCCUGCUCGGCCUCUGCCUGGCCCUGGACAUCUUCUUCAUUACCAAGGACUCAGCACACCUGCACCGUGGUGCACACUCAGAGCUGGCGGGGAGCAUCCACGUGGUCACAGCCAUGCUGGAGAGGGAGUUUGGUGCCAUUGAUGAGUUCUGUGAGAAAAUCAGGCUGAUCCUGGAGGAGCAGGAGUGAAGGCCGGCACAGGGCUGAAUCUCACAGGUGGUGCUCCUGCCCAGCUGCUGGUGGCGAUGGGAGCCCUCCAGCAGCUUUGAGUGUGCACAAAUCCCCAGUAAAGCUACUACACCUGCUGCUGUCAGCACUCAGCUCUUUGAAUUCGGCUGCGCCCUGAAUGGCACAGGGCAGGCAUGGGGCCCACCACCUUGACACCACCCCCUGCCACAUGCCCAUCACCCGCUGCCUCACCCACAGGUGUUGCUGGCCCCUGCGGCUGCUCCUUGCCUGCACGCUGCCAGGGUUCAAAGUGCUGCCCCCGGCCCUCCACGCCCUGUGCUAUUAUAGAGCCCAGCAUAUGCCCACCAGGAGCACAUAAUGCCCUUUUGGAAGGCUGCGGUGAGGCAGGAAUGCCUUCAGAAAAUCCCCUGGAGGAAAGCUGUGAGCAACAGAGAAGUGUGUUCUCCUGCUCUGUGCAUUGCUCUCUCCGCAACUGCAUGCAAAAAUACAGUACACAAAUGUGCCACUCACACACGAACGGGCAAUUGCAAAAGUCUCUGUUUGCUCAAUUGUCACAGCUCAGUGACAGCUCAGGGUUUGUUUUCGCAGCCAGCUUCACCUGAUGUCAGCUUGCUGCAUUAACAUGGGAUGUUCUCCUGUCGGCUGAUCAAACUGGGCUCUUCUCAGAAUGAAUGUAUCUGUAACGCACCUGCACUGGCCUCGCUCCCUUCUGUCCCAGAUUCAAAUUUAAGGGGAAUUAAGGAUGUGCUCAGGGAAGAUCAAAAAUAGCAAUAUUCAGGGCCUGCUGAUUGUUAGCAUCCAAACAGUUAACAGCUGUGCAUUUACACGCAUGCAUCCCUACAGCUUGAAUACAAGGAGCAGAGCAGGAACGCCUGUAUGGCCGAGAUAGGUUUCUUUGGGAAAGAAUUGCCAUACAGCCCUGAGGGCUCCAGGGGUGUGCUGAGCACUUGUUUGCUAAGAGCAAGUAGGUUUAGCUGAUUUCCUUGGGGAUUUCUUCUUUGAUGCAGGAAUUUUGUGACCAAUUGCUGAAAGCAACUGCCCCAGAAAGUGCUAUUGCUGCAGUUAAGUGUGGCCAGGGGCCUCAGGCAGCCCCGCUCCCUGCCCCACAAGCUGUUGGAGCACCUUGGGGAGCAACAAAGGGUGGAAGUAGCACAGGGAGGGCAGGCCCGAUGCUGACGUCACAGCUCCAUCAGCACCUUGCUUUGGUACCAGCAGAGCUGAGGCAGUCAGCAGGAGCAGGAAUUUACAGCACCAGGGACAUUAAGGCAGCGCCCCUGGGAGGAAAGCAAAGCCAUGGCUGUCACCUCACAGCCCAGGUACAGGGAGCUGCAGGGA